AGCAGGGAGCAGGUCUGGAGUUGUACCUAGAAACUAAGCCAAGACCUCUGGCUACUGUAAUCGUCUCAACAUGUAUGCAAGUAUGACCUCACAAUGUUGCACAUGUGCCAUUUGAGUUCGUAGCUAUGGUAACUUUUAAAAGCACCAAUUAAAAACAACAUUUAUUUUCAAACUAUUCGUGGUGCAAGACGGCAAUGCAUUAGACCGAGCAGCUGACAUGAAAAGAAUGAUGACCCCCCCGAGCGAUGACAGUGACGUAAGCGAUCAGCGCCACCCCAUGAAGACACGCUGCGCUGGUGGCCAGGGAGGAGACAGCCCCGGCAUGGACCCGAAAAAAUGGAUCACCUUCAAAGACCUCCAUGACCGGGUCACGCAGCUGCUCUCCACUAAGCUCAACUCCUGUAACAUCAAGCAGUGCAAGUCCAAACUGGACAUCCUCAGUAAGUGCUCCUAUUACCUGGAGGUCAUGCGCCAGGACACACUCCACCAACCAGACCCGCAGCAGAACUACCUGUCCAACUCCACCAUCCUCCACCUCAUCGAUCCCUGGAAGUUCCAGCGGAUGAAGAAGCUGGGCCACAGCCAGGUGCAGAUCCAGCUGAGCCUGCUGGAAGAGCUCUACGAGCAGUUCUGUAAGGGCAAAGUGGAAAUGGAGGCCAUAGCCAGCCAGAGCGACUAUGGCGAUCAAGAGGUCGCCCACAUAAAUGGGAGGAUAGCGCAUCUCAUUAAGGCGUUCACGGACUUUGACUCGACACUGAUGCCCGGGGAGCUGCACACAAAGCACCGGCUCAUCUCCGAGACGGGCAACGCCAAGGUGCCCCAGAUCCAUUUGAGGCUGUCCGUCAAAAUGCCCGUGAUGUUCGACACGUCACGCUCGGAGGCUCUGGCCGACUGCGCCCGGCUGCACUGGGAAAUGGCCGGGCAGGAGCAGCAGGAGCCUGGGGAACAGUUUGAGAUCCGCUACAAGCUCCUCCAGCCGACCAACACAGAGGAAGGGAACCAGCUAGGAACGGUGACCUGCAACUCCUACUGCAUACAGGUCAACAACCUGUUGCCGCAAAGGUGCUACGAGUUCACAGUGAAGCGGGCUGACGCCUGCUGCCUGGUCUACGGGUUCUGGAAUGACACCAUGGUGCUCAGAACCAUGCCACUAUCCCCAGGGGGCUUCACCGGGAGCCAGGAGAAGAGGAGGAGGCUGUUCCCCUGGUAAAGGGCUAGCGUGGCGUGAGUGCAUAGCAAUAUGAAAAUAAAGACAUUUUAAUUUUUUUUAUCUCUCUAAUAAAAUACAUUGUCAAGAUUUUGGG
Messenger RNA from Oncorhynchus mykiss (rainbow trout), 1304 nucleotides. RefSeq names its product fibronectin type III domain-containing protein 11. NCBI's taxonomy places the organism in Eukaryota, Metazoa, Chordata, Actinopteri, Salmoniformes, Salmonidae. The record is from RefSeq and is a predicted model, not a curated record. Gene Ontology annotation, molecular function: protein binding.